GGGGAAAAGCCACAUUCCUGGUCUGAGUGCGGGAAAUGUUUUUUAGAGAAGUCCAUCUUUCCAAACAUCAGAGAUCUCACACGGGGGGAGAAGCCGUAUUCCUGUCCUGAGUGCAGGAAAUGUUUUUCAUUAAAGUCCAGUCUUUCCAAGCAUCAGAGAUCUCACACAGGGGAGAAGCCGUAUACCUGUCCUGAAGCGGGAAAUGUUUUUUCACAAAUGUCUAAUCUUAAAACACAUCAGAGAUCUCACACAGGGGAGAAGCCAUAUUCCUGUCCUGAGUGCGGGAAAUGUUUUUCACAGAAAAUCCAGUCUUUAUACACAUCAGAGAUCUCACACGGGAAGAAGCUGUAUUCCUGUUCUGAGUGUGGGAAAUGUUUUUCACGGAAGUUCCAUCUUCACACACAUCAGAGAUCUCAUACGGGGGAGAAGCCGUAUUCCUGUCCUGAGUGCGGGAAAUGUUUUUCAGAGAAGUACAGUCUUCAGACACAUCAGAGAUUGCACACAGGGGAAAAGCUAUAUUCUUGUCCUGAGUGUGGGAAAUGUUUUUUCUCAGAAGUCUAG
Staurois parvus is the source of this 561-nucleotide messenger RNA. NCBI's taxonomy places the organism in Eukaryota, Metazoa, Chordata, Amphibia, Anura, Ranidae. The record is from the annotation of a GenBank genome assembly.